AUGACUCAUUCUUCUAGUCUGCCUGACACUUGCCCAACAAGGCCGUGCCCUCCAGGACAGCUUUGUGAGCAAGUGAUUGUAGACUGCAUUCCUGGUGUACCUUGUCCACAACCACCAGGAAGAUGUGUUCCUAAUCUACCUGACACUUGCCCGACAAGGCCAUGCCCUCCAGGGCAGCGUUGUGAGCAGGUGAUUGUAAACUGCAUUCGUGGUGCACCUUGUCCACAACCACCAGGAAGAUGUGUUCCUAAUCAACCCUCAAUAACCUGUGAUAAUGUGCGAUGUCGAGAUGGCACCACAUGUCAGCUGAUUAAUAAUAGACCACAAUGCGUACCAAAUAAUUCAGCCACAUCCAAGAUAGCUACUGGUGCCACGAAAGAACCCUACAAUCCUUGCGCUGCCACCAGUUGUCCUGUCGGUUCGGAAUGUAGAGUCAGACAAGUCCAGUGCAUCAGAGCACCUUGCAACCCAAUAGCUGAGUGCUACAAUCCAUCCAAGAGCAAUGGCUGUGGUACCAAUGAGUCAUACAGAGAUUGUGCUAGUCACUGUGAACCAACUUGCGCGAUAUGUAUCCAGUCCUGUGCACCAGGAAAAUGUCAAUGCAACCAAGGAUUCUAUCGUAAUGCUAGUGGCCAAUGUGUAACAGCGAAUGAUUGUGACGGUAGUGCAGGCACCAAUCCUUAUCGAAGAAUUCGUUAA
Molecule: messenger RNA, 699 nt
Organism: Strongylus vulgaris
Lineage: Eukaryota; Metazoa; Nematoda; Chromadorea; Rhabditida; Strongylidae
Source: the annotation of a GenBank genome assembly